Molecule: messenger RNA, 963 nt
Organism: Venturia canescens
Lineage: Eukaryota; Metazoa; Arthropoda; Insecta; Hymenoptera; Ichneumonidae
Gene: Gar1
Product: Gar1 ribonucleoprotein
Exons: 4
Coding region: 150-791 (213 amino acids)
Biological process (GO): ribosome biogenesis; snoRNA guided rRNA pseudouridine synthesis
Cellular component (GO): box H/ACA snoRNP complex
Molecular function (GO): box H/ACA snoRNA binding
Source: RefSeq, a predicted model, not a curated record
CGCAUAGGCGCAAGUGUCGCCAGUUUAACAACGUGCUUUGUAAACCGCAAUAUCUCAAGAUUUGUUAUAGUAGUUUUAUUGAUACAAUCAACAAUAUUUGAAGCCUACCUCCGUAGUCUCGUAAAUAAAAUAUUUUUGUAAUCUAAAAAAUGUCAUUCCGAGGACGUGGUGGCGGAGGUGGAUUUGGUAGAGGCGGCGGAGGAGGAGGCGGCCGUGGCGGUUUUGGAGGAAGAGGGGGAGGAGGUUUUCGUGGUGGACGAGGUGGUGGUGGAGGUGAUCGUAGAGGAUACGAUCAAGGACCUCCUGAAACAGUGACUCAGCUCUGCCACUUUGAGUGGAGCGUACAAAACGAUUUAGUAGCGAAAGUUGAUAUCGAAGAUGUGCCCUACUUUAAUGCUCCAAUUUAUACUGAAAACAAACAGCAAAUCGGUAAAAUUGAUGAAAUUUUUGGCAACAUAAGAGACUACUAUGUUUCCAUAAAGCUUUCGGAAAACCUAAAGUCCUCGAGUUUCGAAAAAAAUGCUAAACUUUACAUAGACCCUGCAAAGCUUUUACCGUUGCAAAGGUUUUUGCCAAAAGCGCCGGGUUCUGAAAAACGAGGAGGACGUGGCGGCGGACGAGGAGGUGGCAGAGGAGGAGGUGGACGAGGUGGUCGAGGUGGAUUUGGUAGCGGAAAUGGAUUCAGAGGGGGUCGAGGAGGAGGCGGUCGAGGUUUCGGUCGAGGAGGCGGCGGAGGUGGUUUCGGCCGUGGGGGCGGAGGUGGCAGAGGGCGAGGACGAGGUCGUUGGUAAAGGAGAUCUAACCAUCUACAAAUCCAAUAAAUUUUUACAAAAAGAUUUUACGUUUAAUGUACGAAACCGAGUCUUAGUUGAAUGGAGGGAAAAUAAUGAUAAAGGAAAACUACGACAAAAAUAUACCAAUAUAAUUCCACUGAAAAUAAAUGAAAUUAUUUUUCUAUUGGAA